This is a messenger RNA of Botrytis porri, 513 nucleotides long. RefSeq lists its product as uncharacterized. The transcript has a single exon. The record is from RefSeq and is a predicted model, not a curated record. Bases 1 to 513 code for a protein of 170 amino acids. Gene Ontology annotation, molecular function: nucleic acid binding; RNA-DNA hybrid ribonuclease activity. Gene Ontology annotation, biological process: DNA replication, removal of RNA primer. Lineage: Eukaryota; Fungi; Ascomycota; Leotiomycetes; Helotiales; Sclerotiniaceae.
AUGCAGUCCAACGUUCAUGUAUACACCGACGGCAGCUGCCUAGGUAACGGGAAGCAAGAAACCAAGUGUGGCGCAGGACUAUGGUAUCCCUCAAGAGGUGGAGAUGGCGUAUCGGUCAAACUACGAGACACGUGUACGACCAACAAUGCCGCCGAGCUAGAUGCUAUAUUGUUCGUGCUAUGCACUAACGUGGGUACUGCGUCACUGACUAUACACACGGACUCCAUGUACUCCAUAAACUCUAUAUGUGUAUGGAGCAAAUCGUGGGUCAAGAACGACUGGCUGGGUGGAAACGGUGCGCCUGUUGCCAACGCCGACACCAUAAAAUGCAUACUCCGCAUAAUGAAGGACAGGGCAUCGUGUGGCGGAACCACAGAGUAUGUGCAUGUUAAGGGACACUCUGGCGACGAAGGGAAUAGCCACGCUGACAAAUGCGCUAAGGCAGGUGCCGAGCUCGACACCGUAGACCGCAGAGUGGAGCUGCUCUGUAAGUCCGGAGUGCGCUUCCACUAA